GCCAAGCCGCCCGCUGAGGGCUCCUCGGGCCCGGGUUGCCUCUCUCUCUCUCUCUCUUUCCUCCCGAGGCGAGCAUGUGGUUCUUCUCCCGGGACCCGAUCCGCGACUUCUCCUUCGAGCCGGUGACGCCGCCGGAGCCGCCGCGGCUGCUGCAACUGGGGGGAGUCUGGCAGCUGCACCGCGGGAGGAGGAAGGCCACAGGGGAGCAAGUGUCAUUGUUUGUGCAUGAUGUGAAACCCAAUUCCGAAGAACAGACGCAGCUUGCCAAGGCAGCUUUCAAAUACCUGAAGACGCUACGACACCCCAAUAUUCUGUCCUACAUUGACGGACUAGAGACAGAAAAAUGUUUGCAUGUGGUCACGGACCCUGUGAUGCCUCUGUCGGCCUACCUGGAAUCCAGGGACAAUGGGAAGACCCUGAGCGAGCUGGAAAUCUCAUGGGGACUUCAUCAGAUUGUGAAAGCCCUCAGCUUCCUGGUGAAUGACUGUCACCUCAUCCACAACAACGUGUGUACGUCUGCCAUCUUCAUUGAUCGCGCUGGCGAGUGGAAACUAGGAGGUUUGGAUUACACGUGCUCGGCUCAGGGGGACGUCGCUGUGACACGGAAGGGGGUCCCCGAAUUGGAAAAGUAUGACCCUCCCGAGUGGCUAGACAGUAGCAAAAGCACGGGAGAGAAAUG
Pogona vitticeps (central bearded dragon) is the source of this 679-nucleotide messenger RNA. NCBI's taxonomy places the organism in Eukaryota, Metazoa, Chordata, Lepidosauria, Squamata, Agamidae. The record is from RefSeq and is a predicted model, not a curated record.